AUGCGCCCCCUGACUAGCUUGCUCAAAUGUAGAAGAGAAAUCUGCAGAACUGGUCGACAACACUACCGGUGCGUAAAGCUGCGCGGAAAGAAUGACACACAACUGGUGAGUGCAAUCGUUGGGGGGAAAGAAGUGGAGUGUUUUUCUCUGCUAAAUAAGCCCCUCUUUCCUGGCCUCUCCUACGUGCUGAACGCGGAUGGAAACCUCGUGAGGCUUUUCGAAAAGUGCAAAAGGAAAAGUGCGCACAUAGGGCUCUUUCUCUUAAAAAGUGUGGGAAAUGAGAAAGAAGGAGGCCUCUUUAAUGAGGCACACUUUAAAAUGGAUGUUCCCAUCGGAGGGAAGCCCUUUUUGAAGAAAGACAUAGCCUUCAUUAAGGAUGUAGGGGAGGUGCACCACUGCGGAUCGGUGGGGGUUAUCCGGGAGGUCCUCUACAAAGGUGGUCAUCCGAGAGGUGAAACGGAGGGGAGAAGCAUCCCCAUAGGGAAGACCCCCCACAGGAGUAGCUCAAUGGAUACCACAGAAGGAGUAACCUGUAAGGACAAUUCCAACGAUGAGAGGGAGCGAAACCAAAGGAGGGGCCCCCUAUUGGACCACUCCCAACACAUGCACCAAGUCGUCAUUGAAAUUGCGGAAAAGGUAAAAAUUGUAAAGUGGGUUAAGGGAAACACAGCCCAGGUGGACGCAAUUAAGCGGCAAAUGUACAGCCAACAAAAGGACCCACAGAUAAGAGCUUACCAAAUGGAGAUCGUAGACAAAAUAAAAGAAAUUAUUUACCUGAACAGUGCAUGCAGCGUUGAAUAUAAUUUACUGCUAAAAUAUUAUGACGUGAAAAAUGUAUACAGUUUGGUCAACCUGGUAGGCAGCAUAACGAUGGGAAAAAGUAGCUCCCUUCAGAGUUUGCUCGAAAAGGAGGAUGUAGAGGACCAGCUAGCCAUCUGCUUGGAGCUACUAAAUGAAGAUAUUAUUCUCUUAAAAAUGAAAAAAGAAUUAUCGACAAAUUUGAAGAACAAAUUUGAUGAAGAGAAGGAGAAGCUAAUGAUAAGGGAGUGCAUCUCCAACUUGAAGAAAAAAAUAGGGGAAAAAACGGACCACGAAAUUUUAAGCGAUAAAUUUUUUGCAAAAUUUCAAUCGAAGAGGAGUCACAUGGGUGAAGAAGCUUCCGCCGCUAUCCUGCGCGAACUUAACAAAUUCUCCCUGUACAGCGAACACUGCAGUGAUUACGCGUCAACAUAUCAGUACCUCAACACCGUGCUGAGCAUCCCCUUUGGGAAAUAUGCCCCCCUGUGUGAAGACAUCAGUGCAUGCGAAAGGACGCUAACGAAAAGCCACUACGGAUUACACCAAGUGAAGAGGUACAUUUUAGAAUAUGUAGGGCUGUACAUACUAAAUAAAAAUGUGAAGCCGAAAAUACUCACCCUUGUUGGUUACCCAGGCAUUGGGAAAACGUCCAUCUGUAAAUCCAUCAGCUCGGCGUUACAACUCCCCCACUGUAUAAUCAACAUGAAUAACAUCACCAGCAUGAAUGAACUCAUUGGGCACAGAAGAACCUACGUGAAUAGCUACGAAGGGAGAAUCGUUCAAGCGCUCAUCUCAACGGAUGUAAUGAACCCCCUAAUCGUCUUGGACGAAUUAGACAAAAUUUCCUUCACAAAUGGAAACGUAUAUAGUGCUCUCCUAAAUCUUUUCGAUAGCUCACAAAAUAAGGGGUAUAAAGAUGUGUACGUGAAUUUCCCCAUCAAUAUAGGGAGAGCCUUUUUUAUUUGCACAGCCAACUCGGUUGAGCACAUCCCAGAGACGCUGCUCGACAGAAUGGAAGUUGUACAUGUGUAUCCCUACACCAAUGAGGAAAAGGUUUUUAUUUUUAAAAAUUAUUUGAAGAAAAAAAUACAGGAAGAAACUAAAGUUACCGAUGAAUAUCUGCACAUCUCGGAGGGGCUCCUCCUCUAUGUUAUCCAAAAUUAUACCAACGAAAAUGGCCUGCGGCAGUUUUACUCUAUUGUUUAUAGCGUCUACAAGAGGAGGGCCUUCAUGCUGCUAAAGGGGCUUACGGGGAAAGUCCAUUUGGGCGUCCACAAUUUGCACCUCUUCCACGACUAUGUGAGUUUCGAGCGUCUCCAGCAGCGGGGGAGCAUUGCAGUCACUCCCUGUGGGCAUGAGGGCAUGAUAAAGUCGAUCGCCUUCACGGAGGAUGGCGGCCAGGUGGUCACCAUAGAGGUGGUUGGCCUCGCGUGGGGAAACUCCCACUCGGAAGGUUCUUCCAACCUGCACUGCGCUGAGGUAUUGCCAAAGUGUACUACUCAGGGAGAGGAACUCCUCCUAAUGCAUCCCUCCUGGAGUAGGAGCCAAUUCGCCAUGGCGGACGAGACGAUGCACCCACAAGCGCUGUUGCGCUCGUCCCAAUUGGGGAAAACGGUUACAGAAGAUGCGUGUCGCGGAGGAAUAGCCGCAGUCGCCACCUCCUCAGAUAUGGUGGAGCCCCCCCUCAUAGAAGGUGGCAACCCCCCUUUUGCGAUGAGGAAGGCAGCGGAAGGUACCCAUAGGACCCAACCGCUGCAGAGAAGUCGCUCGUGGGAGCCCCACCCAAAUGGCCAAAUCGUCAUAACCGGAAACGUGGGGAAGAUCAUGCAAGAAAGCAUCCUCAUCGCGAAUACCUUUGCCACCCAGCUGCUAAAGAGGGUAGCUCCCAAUUUUCAGGGCCAACACUUGCACAUCAAUUUGAGCGAGUGUGAUGUGAAGAAGGAUGGGCCCAGUGCAGGGGUCAAUUUCGUUACGUCCAUUUUGUCCUACCACCUAAGAACGGCGGUGAGCAGCUCCGUAUGCAUGACUGGGGAGAUAACCCUUAACGGCCAUGUGCUGAAAAUUGGGGGGCUCGUAGAAAAAAUGAUCCUUGCGAGAAAUUUCGGAAUACGCACAUUGAUCAUUCCCAGGGAUAAUGCGCGGGAGUACGAGCUGCUGCCAAGUGCUGUGAAGGGAAACAUCCGGGUGCUAUACGUCCACCACUACUGCCAAAUAUUUAAUUUCCUUUUCCCCAAGUUUGGCCCCCUACCGCCGUAG
This is a messenger RNA of Plasmodium vivax (malaria parasite P. vivax), 3054 nucleotides long. RefSeq names its product ATP-dependent protease, putative. The transcript has a single exon. Gene Ontology annotation, biological process: proteolysis; protein catabolic process. Lineage: Eukaryota; Apicomplexa; Aconoidasida; Haemosporida; Plasmodiidae. Gene Ontology annotation, molecular function: serine-type endopeptidase activity; ATP binding; ATP hydrolysis activity. The record is from RefSeq and is a predicted model, not a curated record. The coding region runs from base 1 to 3054 and encodes 1017 amino acids.